GACCAGCGGCAGCUUGCAGAGGCUGUAUGCUGCGUGCUGGUAGGUGAGGCUGCUGUGGUAGCCACGGCAUUAGAGGCAGUGGAGGCGCGUCUCCAGCGAAUUCAGCGCCAGAAGGGCAAGGCUCCAAGCGCGGAGGCCUGGCGCCAGCGACAGGAGCGCCGGCGAGAGGCGUGGUCGGUUGAUGUCAGAAGAGUAGAGCCGUUUGAGGAUGCGAAG
This is a messenger RNA of Symbiodinium pilosum, 216 nucleotides long. Lineage: Eukaryota; Dinophyceae; Suessiales; Symbiodiniaceae. The record is from the annotation of a GenBank genome assembly.